This is a messenger RNA of Sorex fumeus (smoky shrew), 966 nucleotides long. RefSeq names its product olfactory receptor 226. Gene Ontology annotation, molecular function: olfactory receptor activity; G protein-coupled receptor activity. Gene Ontology annotation, biological process: G protein-coupled receptor signaling pathway. Gene Ontology annotation, cellular component: membrane. The record is from RefSeq and is a predicted model, not a curated record. The coding region runs from base 1 to 966 and encodes 321 amino acids. Lineage: Eukaryota; Metazoa; Chordata; Mammalia; Eulipotyphla; Soricidae. The transcript has a single exon.
AUGGAGCGGAGAAACCUGAGUGGGAGAGUAAGUGAGUUUGUGUUGGUGGGCUUCCCAGCUCCUUUCCCACUGCGGGCUCUGUAUUUCGCCCUUUCUCUGCUGGCCUACGUGUUGGUGCUGACGGAGAACACACUCAUCAUUGUGGCCAUUAAGAACCACUCCACCCUCCACAAACCCAUGUACUUUUUCCUGGCUAAUAUGUCCUUCUUGGAGAACUGGUAUGUGACUGUCACUAUUCCCAAGAUGCUGGCUGGCUUUAUUGGAAGCAAAGACGGUCAAGGACAGCUCAUCUCCUUUGAGGGCUGCAUGACACAGCUUUACUUUUUCCUGGGACUGGGCUGCACGGAGUGUGCGCUUCUCGCUGUGAUGGCCUAUGACCGCUAUGUGGCCAUCUGCCAUCCUCUCCACUAUGCUGUUAUUGUCAGUGGCCGGCUUUGUGUGCAGCUGGCAGCUGGCUGCUGGACUGGAGGCUUUGGUAUCUCCAUGGUCAAAGUUUUUCUCAUUUCUCGCCUCUCUUACUGUGGCCCCAACAUUAUCAACCAUUUUUUCUGUGAUGUCUCGCCGUUGCUCAACCUUUCAUGCACUGACAUGUCUACGUCGGAGCUUACAGACUUUGUUCUGGCCAUUUUUAUAUUGCUGGGGCCACUUACUGUAAUUGGGGCUUCCUACAUGGCCAUUGCUGGUGCUGUAAUGCGUAUUCCCUCUGUUUCUGGUCGUUAUAAAGCCUUUUCCACCUGUGCCUCUCACCUCACUGUGGUGAUCAUCUUUUAUGCAGCCAGUAUUUUCAUCUAUGCCCGGCCAAAGGCACUCUCAGCUUUUGACACCAAUAAGCUGGUCUCAGUACUCUAUGCUGUCAUUGUACCAUUGCUUAAUCCUAUAAUUUACUGCCUACGUAACCAAGAGGUCAAAAGAGCUUUACGGCGUACUUUACAUAUGCACCAGGACCAGGGCACUAAGUCUGGGUAA